ACUUCGUUGCUGCGUGCCGAUUGGCCGUCGCAGGUCACGGGGCAUUGUACCCAGGCAGCGGCCGGACAGCGGCCUCAGCGCGACUCCACAGCGGGGCUGAAAGGGCCUUAAUUGCGGCCUCCAGCCACUCGACGUCGGGGCUGAAGGGCCUGUCCCGCGGCCUCCCAGCGACUCUAUAGCGGCGCCAAAGCGGCUCCCCAUACCGACGCUCUCCAUACCCGGAUCCGGCCCUGCGGCCUGUCUCUUCUCAGUGGCCGCGGCCUCGCGUUUCCCCCCUCCCCGGCGGCGCCGGGCCCCGGGCGGUCAUGGCUCACCAGCAGACCAGCAGCUCCCAGAAGGCGCUAAUGUUGGAGCUGAAGAGCCUGCAGGAGGAGCCUGUCGAGGGUUUCCGCAUUACCCUGGUUGAUGAAUCUGACCUGUACAAUUGGGAGGUGGCGAUCUUCGGGCCGCCCAACACGCACUACGAGGGUGGCUACUUCAAAGCUCAGCUGAUGUUCCCCAUGGAUUAUCCUUACUCUCCGCCAUCGUUCCGUUUCCUCACAAAGAUGUGGCAUCCGAAUAUCUACGAGAAUGGCGAUGUGUGCAUUUCAAUUCUGCAUCCACCCGUUGAUGACCCCCAGAGUGGAGAACUGCCCUCUGAGAGAUGGAAUCCCACACAGAAUGUCAGGACAAUUCUCCUCAGUGUCAUCUCCCUUUUGAAUGAGCCGAACACCUUUUCUCCUGCUAACGUGGAUGCUUCAGUGAUGUUCCGGAAAUGGCGAGACAGCAAAGGAAAGGAUAGAGAAUAUGCAGAGAUUAUUAGAAAACAGGUCUUGGCCACCAAGGCAGAGGCAGACAAGGAUGGUGUGAAGGUGCCAACCACCCUGGCAGAGUACUGUGUCAAGACGAAAGCUCCGCCACAUGACAACAGCUCGGACUUGCUGUAUGAUGAUCUGUAUGACGAUGACAUGGAUGACGAGGAAGAUGGGGAUGGUGAUUUCUUUGACGAUGAUGACGACUCAGGAAAUGAGGAAUCAUGACCAACGGCGGGAGGGGGCGACCGGCCGACCCCUGACCCCAACCCUCUCCCUUCCUCCUGCCUCUCCCUACCCACCUCCCCCAACCCUCCUCCCAGAGCCAGUGGCUGCCCUGGCUCUGGGACUGAACCCGAUCCUGAUACCCACGCUGCGACGCUCGCCCAACCCUCCCCCAGUAAAUGUAUUUGGGCCCUGAGUCGCAUCAACGCUGCUCUUCCAGAACAAACUCUUUUCCUGCUGUGAGCCUGUGGCCGGGGGGGGAUGUGUGUGGGGGAGGGCGCUUGUAUUCUUGUCUUUGUUUCUGAAGCUGUGUCAUUUUUUUUUUUGAAAAGUCUGAUGGUGAAACAUUUAUGGGGUGGUAUGGCAUUGCUCCAUGUAAUAUGCUGAUAAAGAUUGUCUCUGGUGAUACUUUCUAGCUAAUAGCCAAGCCCUUUCUUACCCAUGUAUGUUUUGAGGUGGUGGGGACAGAGUGGAAAUGGCCCCAGUAGUAGUGGAGUAUGGAUCUCAACUCCAUAUCCUAGUCCUCCAACCUUGACGUGUCCAUAACACUGCUUGUGAAACUGUCGAGCAGACAGCCCAGCUGGAUUGCUUGGUGUUUCUUAGUGCCUGGGUAAGCUAGUUUACCUCUGACGACCUCUCCUGAGGAGUGGGAUGGGGAGUAGCGAGACUACUUUUCUACCCUUCCCACCAGUUCUCUUCCCCUCAGUUGGAAUAUUCAUCCAUCAGAGAUAGGUCUGAAAGAAUUGUUAAGCUCAAUUUCAUUUGCUCAUUCUGCCCUUGCCUUCUGGUCCUGUUUGCUCUCUGCCCUCCCCACUCAGACCCAUUGCUUUGGUAAUUUGAAAGCUAGGGUCGAUAUUGACAGUCUGCAUGUGGGUGCUGUCCCCACUUCACUGGUUGCUGGUGUGGGAAUGCCUUUCCAUCGCGGGUCCUGGAUGUGAAAGCGUUUACAUUUGUUUUUUUUUGCAAUUUACCUUUUGCAGAAACUGUUUGAAAUUGACUUGAAUCAGUUUAUGCCCCCACCCAACAUCAUGCUCAGACUGUACUUGAACAUGUUCUUGACCUGCAGGGUUACAGCCCAAGUGCCAGAAGGUGGGAUUAGGGCAAGCAGCUCUUUCUUCGGUCUACAGGAUGCAGGCCAACUGUCUACCUCCUGUGCCAUCAAAUUUCUAUUUGUGCUGUUCAGCCUGUGGUGGAUUUCUGGUCUAAAGUGGUGACAUGAAGGGAGGAAUGAGAUGAAAAUGUCCCUGCUGUACUGUCUCUCAGUUCUCCCUCAACUAGUAAAACAGUCAGAAAACUUUAGGGGUGCCGAGGGUCGUCUUAUGCCUUAAUGCGCGUACAAGUGAUUCUCCCAGCUCACCAUUACUCCUGGAUGGUUAAGGAAAUCUUAUGUAUUGUUACAGAUGCACUUGCUCUCCAGUUAAAGAUUGGUGCAUAAACUUUGUUGUCCAGGGCUUGGAGGUUGGGUGGGAAAUUUAAAAAAAAAUUCCUAACGUAUGUGAUAGAAUUGAAGCCUCAUUCCUUAUUGACGGAGCUUGCAAGCAUGAGGUUGGGCUGGGCUGUGAUUUCACCUCUUGGGUAUGGGCAACACUUGUUUGUUCACAGAAUUACCACAACCAUGGUGUACCAGCUGUGCCCUGGAGAAGAGGGCAUCUGUACCCAAAUUCAUUUCUAAUUAUGGUUCAUUGGUCUUGCUCAGUGGGGCUGUGGGCCCAAACUCUGUGCUCUUGAAGGUGAAGUGGUCAGGUUCCCUGAAAUGCUGCUGACGUCCAAGGUGGGCAGAGUGCUGAGAGGAAUGAUUGUAGGAAAAGAGAGAAGUAUGGUUAACUCUAUGCUGAGUGUGGAGGCUUUCAGUCCUAACCUGCCUAACAUGGAACAGCUGGUGCUUAGCCCCUCCUUGUGUGCAAGUUCCACAUCCUGAUUCCGCAGUUCUCAGUACCAUAACCUCCUCCCGGUCAGUAUUCUGUUGUCUGGCUAGAUGCUGCUGAGUGUGGCGUACCACAGGCAAGGAGAAUUACACGGGGGUAGAGCAUAGGUGGUCCUUGCCGUACCCCAUAUGUCCGAUGACUAGUGUGGCUGCAGCCGGGCUGACUGUGUAAGUUUGAUAGAACUUUCAAAAUGUCACCCUGCACACAGUUGUGCAGAGAAGGUUGGUUUACUCUAUGGAGUUUUAAGGUUGUUGUCAUUCACUGAUACCUGACACACUCGGAUCUUCAGCAAACCCUUGCUCUCUGGGAUUGUCUUGCUUGUAACCUCUGGUCAUGGUAACUGCACCAGGUGGGUGGUGGGAGGGGACCUAUUGUGUGGUCUCCCUUUUGCUUGCAGAUGCCAAUGCUGCUGAUCAUCACGUGCGUGUGCACGCACUCCCUGCCCUCAACCUGCAGAGUCUCUGGAGCCGACAGAACUCCUGUUACCAAGAGCAUGGGUCACAGUUGCUUCAUCUGUGUUCACUGGCAGGAGCCGGAAGUGAUCCAGAGUUUGGUUUUAAGUCUUUUUAUUUCCUUGUUUCUAAAUCUAAUAAAGAACUUUUCAGGACACGGUGA
Molecule: messenger RNA, 3556 nt
Organism: Pristis pectinata (smalltooth sawfish)
Lineage: Eukaryota; Metazoa; Chordata; Chondrichthyes; Rhinopristiformes; Pristidae
Product: ubiquitin-conjugating enzyme E2 R2-like
Exons: 5
Coding region: 306-1019 (237 amino acids)
Biological process (GO): protein polyubiquitination; ubiquitin-dependent protein catabolic process
Molecular function (GO): ubiquitin conjugating enzyme activity
Source: RefSeq, a predicted model, not a curated record